AUGGAGAACCCAAAAGCGAUUUUCGAUAAGAGCCGGUGCCAUCCAAUCUGCAUCACUAGGCUGCUCUACCUCCCCCUCGAUUCCAGAUCUGGCGACAUACAGUCUCCCUCGUCGCGGCUCUCCUCCAUCUCCAUUGCAGAUCCGACGUAUGCAAUCUCCCUCUCCAUUCCAAAUCCGACGCUCGCUCUCCAUCUCAAUUCCAGAUCCGGCGGCUAG
Messenger RNA from Linum trigynum, 216 nucleotides. Lineage: Eukaryota; Viridiplantae; Streptophyta; Magnoliopsida; Malpighiales; Linaceae. The record is from the annotation of a GenBank genome assembly.